Mya arenaria is the source of this 1592-nucleotide messenger RNA. RefSeq lists its product as uncharacterized. The transcript is spliced from 9 exons. The coding region runs from base 114 to 1592 and encodes 492 amino acids. NCBI's taxonomy places the organism in Eukaryota, Metazoa, Mollusca, Bivalvia, Myida, Myidae. The record is from RefSeq and is a predicted model, not a curated record.
CGAUUGUGACUACAGGUAGUCUUGAAUUCGAGGCCUUUCUGCUGCUUCCGGUGAACGCAUUGUCAACGGAAUACUUCAUUCCUUCGUACCGACCAUAUUCUACCAAUACGUAUAUGUCCCAAUUCUUAAUCGUUGCCACCGAAACUGACACGACAGUGGAUAUUGAAUUUCCCUCUACAUUUACACCAUGGGCAAAAGGCCGCAUUAAGAUUGAAUUGCAAAAGUAUCAAACAUAUCUGUUUCAAAACCGAAUGGACACCACUGGAACACUUGUCACUAGUGAUAAACCAGUUGCUGUCUUCGCCGGUAAUUCCUAUGGUGCAGUGCCUGUCAACGGCACAGGCUAUGGAUAUAUGGUUGAGCAAGUCCUACCAACCAGGUUUUAUGACUUCAAGUUCAUAGUUCCUGCAAAUAGCCCAGGCGACGACUACUACAUCCGCAUUUUCUCCAUUUAUGAUGACACGAGAGUGAACAUGUACAAUUCAACUACUCAUGACUCCCACUUCCUGAAAAGGCUUGAACAAUAUGAGCGCCAUUUCAUGGCGGAACCGACCGUGUUGCUAGCUGAUAAGCCCAUUUAUGUGAUGAUUUACUCAACUAGCAAUUUCAUGAUGACUGCGCAGGCCAUGUCACAGUUUCAGUCUGAGUAUGAAUUCACCCUUCAAGGCAGAUAUAAUCCUAACAUCAUUGCUGUAACUAUCAAGACAGCAGAAAUCAGUGAACUAUAUCUUGACGGCAACAAAGUUACCAUAGACAACCCCAAAGUCACCCAGGUCGCAUCCCCUCUGCAUGACUACAGUGUCCUAUACAUAUCAAUCACUGAAGCAACAAUUCACCGAAUCCAUCACUCUAGGCAGCGACAGUUUGGAGCAGUACUGUACGGUACAAAUCAGUAUGCGUACGGAAUGCCUCUUCAGAUGACGCUGACAGAUAUUGGAUGUUACCUGAUAAAUGGCACGAACAGUACGUUCGACCCAGGACAAGGGUCUCACCAUGGGUCUCAAAUCGACUACCAAGCUUCUGGUAAUGGUGUUCACUGCUUCAAUUGUGACGAUAUGACACACCUUAAGUAUUGCGACAGGGUGACAACAUGUAGGGAAAACGAGGUUUGCUACGUCCAGAGCUACUCCAAGGGUCUCGACGCCAUUCGCUACAAGUCUGGCUGCACAAAUAAGCUACGUUGUAGGAGUCACGGACUAUCCGGCUGCUUUGAAUGCUGUAAUGGGAGUUACUGCAAUAUACGAGGGUGUAAGGAUGAUGGUAUGGUUGGGAUAUCUCAGAGAGGGCCGUUCUGUUUUGAAUGUGGUCACACUGGGGCCGGAGAUGUAUGUGAAACCGUCCGGUUGUGUUCCGUGACUGAGGCGUGCUUGAUUGAGGAGUAUAAGUGGGGUGAAAAUGACAGACACUUCAUUACGGGAUGCACUGACGCUCAGCUGUGCAGUAAUACAAGAAAACGAGCCGUGGCUGAGCUGGACAGGAAGGGAGAAUAUGCCGGUCUGCUCUCACUGUUGUACAACAGAUUUCUGCAACUCAAACUGCACAGAUGCCAGCAUAAUCCCGGGUGUAAUUGGGUGAAGGAUGUUCCAAGCUAA